AUGGCGGACGCGACGCCGCCGCCGCCGCCGCGCGCCGAGCCGAAGCCCGACGCGGGGCCUGAAAAAGCCCAAGCGGGCAAGGAUAAGAAAGCCGCGAAAGAACUCAAGCGCGAGCGCCGUGCGGCCGCGCGCGCGCAGCAGGACGGCGACAAGCCCCCGGCGCCCAGCGCCCCCCCUAAAGGCGCCGAGCGGAAAGCGGCGCCGCCCAAAGGCAAGCAGGGCGAUGCGCCUGCCAAGGCCGCGAAUGCGCCUGCGCCCGCCCAGGCGUCGCUCGACGAGGACCUGUCGAACGUCGGUGUGCUCGGCGAUGCGUCGCUCUUUGGCAACGUGACGCUUCCGCGGAGUGCUCGGCUGAACGCCUCGAGCUGGAGCACGGCGAGUGCGCGAUCUGCGAUCCACCCUGCGGUGCUUUCGCUGUGCCACCAGCUCUCUACGUUUGCGGUGCGUGGCGCAAACAAGCGUGCGAUUGCCGUGCUCCGUGCGCUGGGCGAGGUGAUUGCCGACUACCGCACGCCGCGCGGCGCCGUGCUGAACCGCGAUCUGCUGACGCGUGUCUCGCAGCAGGUCGGCCACAUUGUCGAGUCGCGUCCGAUGAAUACCAGCACGGGCCACGCGGUGCGUUUCCUCAAGUACGAGAUCAGUGUCGUGGACGCGAAUCUGCGCGAGGACGAGGCGAAAGCGCACCUGCUCGAGCGCAUCGAUCACUUUAUCCGCGACCGUAUCAUCUAUGCGGCCAAGGUCAUCCAGUCGCACGCCGCCGGCAAGAUCCAUGACGGGGACGUCGUGCUGACCUAUGCGCACUCGAGCGUGAUUGAAGGCACGCUCCUCCAGGCCCACCACCAAGGCACCAAGUUCGAGGUGGUGGUGAUCGACUCGCGCCCCCUCUUUGAAGGGCGGCAGCUGGCCGAGCGCCUGCUCGAGGCCGGCAUCCCCACGACGUACGGCGUGCUCUCGUCGCUCUCGACGCUCCUCCCCCGUGCCUCGCUCGUGCUGCUCGGCACCGCGUCGCUCCUGUCGAACGGCGCGCCGUACGCGCGCGCCGGCACGGCGAUGGUCGCCAUGAUGGCGCACGGCUACCAUAUCCCCGUGAUCAUCUGCUGCGAGACGUACAAGUUCAGCGACCGCAUCCAGCUCGACAGCUUUGUGGUGAACGAGGCGGGAAACUGCUCCGACCUCCUCUCCCACGAGGACAAGGAGUGCAAAACGCAGAGCAAGCUGCUCACGCCGAGCGAGUGCAGCGCGCAGUCAAGGCUCAAGGUCGUGCAGCUGAUGUACGACGUGACGCCGCCGCGAGUGUCGGUGUGA
Molecule: messenger RNA, 1305 nt
Organism: Malassezia japonica
Lineage: Eukaryota; Fungi; Basidiomycota; Malasseziomycetes; Malasseziales; Malasseziaceae
Exons: 2
Coding region: 1-1305 (434 amino acids)
Source: RefSeq, a predicted model, not a curated record